AAAAAAAAAAAAAAAAGGGGCAUCAAAUUAAUGGCAGGUGAGGCUGAAGGCGCCGGGGAGGAGUACCCGUCGUCAUCAUCAUCGCCAAAGAAUAGGGUUAAGUUCUUAUGCAGCCAUGGCGGCAAAAUCCUACCAAGGCCUUCCGAUGGCCACCUCAAGUACGUCGGCGGCGACACCCGUGUUGUUGCUGUUCCCCAUGACAUCACUUUCUCAGAUCUAAUGGAGAGGCUGACCUCACUAUUUGAAGGGGAUAUGGUCCUCAAGUACCAGCUAAUCUCUGAGGAUCUGGACACCUUGGUUUCUGUGAGAACCGAUGAAGAUUUGAAGCAUAUGCUCGAUGAAUAUAACCGUCAAGAAAACCGAGGCACCCCAAGGCUCCGCACCUUUUUGUUCCCCUCGAAGCCAACCAUCUUGGACAAUCAAGCUGCCUUCUUGGAACCCCGAGCACUUGAGCUACGAUACGUGGAUGCCGUCAAUGGCAUAAUUCGUACAAACAGCAGACCAAAACUCACUCCUAUUGAUGUGAAUUGUUCCAGCUUUAGCAUUUCGUCUGCCUGUUCUUCCCCAAAUUCCCCUUCCCCCAGAGGUGCUCUAUGUGACCAACUUGGUAGAGUAACGUCGACCAUGCAUAAAGUCCAAAGCUCUCCCAGUCUAUGCAGUCUUGACAACUUUCAGCACCAUACCAAUCACAAUCAUCUUCAGCAGCAUUAUAAUUACCAUUACCACCACCAUCAUGGUUUUGGCAACCAAUCACAGAGACCACCCUUAGAUCUUCAUAAAGAACGCCUGGCUUCCUCUUUAUCCAUGGGGAGGAGCCUGCACAUGGGGCAUAGCUCUGGACAUGGCCAUGGCCAUGGCUAUGGCUUAGCUCACUCCACAAAUAGACACCACAGAGGGAGUAGUGGAGGGUGCACCAAGUGCGGCUAUCAUGAUGAUCAAUGUCCUCUCUACGGAUGUUCUAGAGUUGACAGAGCAGAUAGUCUACCACGAAGCCCCAGAAAGACCUUAUGGGAGUAGCAAAAAUUUAAAAGGGCACGAAUUCAUUCUGAUCCACUCAUUUUCUUCGUUCCUAUACUCAAUAAUUGUAUUGUAUCGCUUUAAUAUGAACUUGCUGUAUCCGGCUGCCACUAUUGGUGGUGUUUAGGUUUGUUUUCUCAUUCAUAUAUACAGAAACGUGAAACCGUGUUUGUCCAACAUGUAAUAUAUGAGGACCAAAAGGCCAAUCUAAAACUUCAUCAAUCUUAAUGAGUAUAUCAAAAUUAUCUGAACAAUGUCCAUUGAACUUUGAACACACCAUUUCCGUUUCGCUAUGAAAGGCUACUUAGUACUACCACAGCUUCCUCUAAAUUUCUAAUAAUCCUUUUCGUUCUCCACAAAACAAAAAUGAAGUCAAAGAAACCAGAAUACCAGAUCCAAUCCCGCAAAAUUAAUUCUUAUACACAUUUACCACUUAAGGAAAAUAUAACU
Messenger RNA from Ziziphus jujuba (common jujube), 1467 nucleotides. RefSeq lists its product as uncharacterized. Lineage: Eukaryota; Viridiplantae; Streptophyta; Magnoliopsida; Rosales; Rhamnaceae. The transcript has 2 exons. Gene Ontology annotation, molecular function: protein binding. The coding region runs from base 31 to 1017 and encodes 328 amino acids. The record is from RefSeq and is a predicted model, not a curated record.